Messenger RNA from Stegodyphus dumicola, 2353 nucleotides. RefSeq lists its product as uncharacterized. The record is from RefSeq and is a predicted model, not a curated record. Lineage: Eukaryota; Metazoa; Arthropoda; Arachnida; Araneae; Eresidae.
CAGAUCAUCGCCUGCGUACCUGAGACAGACAAGGAUAGACACUACGCGAAGGUGGAGGCUAUCGACUUCCGAUUUUGUUCUGAUUCCGUGAGGGCAAGAAGUGACUGUAUAAAAAAAUGAAAAAUUUCCUUGUGUUUAUCUAGCGCGAGGAGCCGCUAAACAACUGUUAUAUCUCUAUUUAGUCUGUUAACUUUUAUCCGUAAUUAAAUAAAUGCUCUGUGACGUGGAAAACAUUCCAAUUUUCACUCAAAAUUUUUUUAAGGCUAGAAGUUUUCAAGUUAGAAUUGGCUCUUUUUUUUUUUUUUUUUUUUUUUUUGUAUAACUUUGAACAAGACGAGGUUUUCUCAUGGGUGUGUUUUGAGUGUUAUCUUAAUCACGCUAAAAAUAAGGUCGCCGCUUUUUCGGAUGGCCUAGAGUCUCCUUUUCCCAUCGAUAGAAAGACUUGUGUCAACGAUAGGGGAAUGGCCGGUUUAUCGAUUACGAGUUUCAAAGUCCGUCUCGUGUAUGAACCUUUGUGUUUAGAGGCAAAAUGAAUUUUGCGAAAUCUUGGAGCGAAUUUAAAGAAAUACUUCGCAGACACGAAGUAGAAACUGUAACAAAAUAUGUUUAUUACUAUGGAAAGUCAUUCGAUAAAGAGAUUGAACUAACUCCAGAUUUACGAUUAAACUGGUUAGAUGAUAUUCCCUAUUUCCACUUUGGGCGAAAAACCUAUGUUUGCCAUCAAGGAAAAGAUCUGAAUAAACGUCAAAAGGAAAAUUAUGCUAAAGAAAAAAAUGAAAAGUGUCAAACUGAUCAUGCUUUUGGUAAAGCAUAUUCCAAGAACCAGACAACUAAAAAAGUUAAUUGUCCAGCUGUAAUUAAUGUUACCCGAAUGUACAGGAUGCCUCAGUUCAAGGUAGUGCCAACCCGAAAAAGAAAGAUUAUGAUAUCUCGGAAAAUUAAGGAAAAACUAGCCAAUAAAGAUAGUAUUGCUGGUGAAGAAGUUUUCAUGUUUAAUUUACCUAAUAGCCAAGAUCAUCAAAAUCAUCUAAUGGGUAACAUGGCUGCAGUAAUAGAACCUAUAGAUGCUAGAGUGCGGCAUUUCAUAGCUUCUAAAGUUAAGAAUGGAAAAUGCAAUGCCACUGUAAUUGCAGAGCUAUUAGAAGUAUACGUUUCAACUGAAUUGGGAGAAACUGAUAAAACGCGCAGACGAUUUUAUCCAGAAAUGGAGGCAAUAAGGAAAAUAAUAAGCCAAGCAAAAUCCGAUAUUAGAACUAGUAAAAUUGACCAGGAAAAUACAGAAAUGUUAAUAAAUAGCUGGGAUACUUCCAAGUGUUCUGUUUUUUUUAGACCAUGUACUGAAAAUACAUAUGAUGGUACUGAGCCAAAUGACUUUACAGAUUCAAAACUAAAUCUGCUAUUUGUAUAUCAAAGUGAAGAAAUGAAAAAUUUAUAUGUCUUAUAUGGUUCUAAUCUUGUUCUUCUCGACGCGACCUAUCGAACCUGUAAGUAUGCUCUCCCACUUUAUUUUUUAGUUGUCAAAACAAAUGUGAACUAUCAAAUAGUGAGCAUAAUAAUUACACAAAAUGAAACAGCCAAAGCAUUAGAAGAAGCUCUUAUAAUUAUUAAAAAUUGGUCGCCUCUCGUUAGACCAAAAUAUGGGAUGGUUGAUUUUGCAAUGGAAGAAAUUACAAGUUUGGAAAAUGUCUUUACAGGAAUUAAGGUUUUUAUAUGUAGUUUCCAUCGAGAGCAGGCAUGGUCAAGAUGGGCUUCUAAGAAAAAGAAUGCAGUGGUUCCCAAAGAAGAGCUUUUGUGUAAAUUACGUGCCAUAGCAAAUGCUCCAACUCAAGAUGAAAUGGUUGCAGCAAUAGAGGUAUUAAAAUCAUGGAACCAAUAUGAAGCUGUGAAAGAUUAUUUUGAAUUAACAUGGUUCAAGGAAAUUGAGAGAUGGGCUUUGGCUUACAAACCAAAUGACUUAUUCAUAAACUCGAACAAUGGUGUUGAACGCUUAAAUGAGGAACUAAAAUAUAGAUAUCUUCAGGGAUAUAAAAACUGUAUGCUGUCUGAAAUAAUUAAGAUCUUGUUUGAGAAAUUUCUGCCAGAAAGAUAUAGAAUUUACGUCAGAAAAAAUCUGAGUAUGCUGUCGCAGGCCAGAUUAUACAAUGAACAUGUACCAAAUUAUUUAAUCAAUAAGCCAAAAUGGUUAAUUGAUCACAUAAAAACAAAAUUAAGAGCUGCUGAAGUUUAUGUGGGUAGCAUAAAAAAAAAAUUUCACAUGGCUUCUUUAAAGUUUCUUCUGAAACUAAGCAUGAUGCAGUUUAUUCUGUCACGUUUGAUGAACAGAAGAAACAACUGUGUCAAUGCACAUGCUUAG